This is a messenger RNA of Schistosoma turkestanicum, 1147 nucleotides long. Lineage: Eukaryota; Metazoa; Platyhelminthes; Trematoda; Strigeidida; Schistosomatidae. The record is from the annotation of a GenBank genome assembly.
UUGCUGUUGAUUAAUUGCAUGAAAAAAACGACGAGAGUUGAUCAACAGAAGAACGAGCAUUGUUACACAGAAUAAAGUCCCACUGUAAACGAUUUCAAUCUAUUCUAAGAAUAAAGGUGGCUUGUUACUAACGCUGUAAGUAGUCAUGAUAGAUCAGCUGUCGGAUUAUUGGUGAUAAAAUUCACAUCGGCACCAUACUGUAGAUAGUCAACAAUUUUCUUACUUUAUUUCCAUUGUUUCUUACCGUUUUAUCCUUAAUUUGUGCUCUCAUCUCUCAUAAUUCCAUAUAUUAUCCUCAUGAUUGGAUUAUUAUCAUCGCACUCAUCUAGAUAAUAUUUCUCCUGUUAUGCACUAUAUUUAAAUGAUUUUUCGUGUUACAAUAACCAUGACUCAAUAUCUUAAGACGGUUUUGAUAGAAUGACCCAACCAGAAGUGGCCUAAUCGCCUCCUUUCUUAAUGAGGUGGGAUAUAUUUAUGUAGACGAGUAUUUGUGUAUAUAUUUUCGGUAGUCAAGUUGGCGUCCUUUCUCUUUUUUGCCCUCACUCAAGUGGCCAACAAGUGUCGCGAUCGGAUCUCAGGACCAUGCGUUUUGGCCAUUGUAACAAUAACCAUGGAUUUCUGAAGCUGUAGAGCUUGAUGACGAAGUUAUUGAAAACUACUAUUCGCUGCAAAAUUGUUUAUUAUCAAGCACUAUGUGGGAAUCUUUUAACUGCUAAUUUGUGAUCAUUGUGAAGAUUUUCAUCACUUAUCAACAGAGUACUUUUUGACCUCAGAAUCUGCUUUAAAACAGAAGUUUAUUUUUCAGAAAUUCUUCUACUAAGAUCUAGCAAAAAUUUUUUUUAUCUGCUAUAGCAAUCAGAUGAGACUUGAUAUUGAAUUUUCCGGUGGGGCUGAACUUUUGUUUAACAAACAAAAAGAAUAUCAAGUUGAUCUACCCCCAACAGUAGUGCGGCUAGGUGAUUUGCUUGUUUGGUUGGAGAAGAAUCUUUUACAGGAACGUCCUGAACUUUUUUUACAAGGGAAAAGUGUUCGACCUGGAAUCCUCAUUCUAAUCAAUGAUGUAGAUUACAGUUUAUUGGGCGAAAAUGAUUAUAUUUUGAAGGAAAUGGAUAAAGUUAUAUUUAUUUCUUCAUUGCACGGUGGUUAA